UGCAUUGGGUUGAAGAUUAAAGAAGUGUGGUAAUUGAGGGUAGUAUGGCAUCUGAUCAUGAUCUUGAGGAGCGUGGAACAGUGUGCGUGACCGGAGCAGCUGGUUUCGUUGGGUCAUGGCUUGUCAAGAACCUCCUCCUCCGCGGCUACACCGUCAACGCUACAGUGCGAGAUCCUGGCAAUGUAAACAAGGUGAAGCAUUUGCUGGACUUGCCCCAUGCUGACACACGCUUGAAGUUAUGGAAGGCAGACCUUGUUGAUGAGGGGAGCUUCGAUGGAGCCAUCCAAGGUUGCAUCGGAGUCUUUCAUGUUGCCACUCCCAUGGAUUUUGAUUCCAAAGAUCCUGAGAAUGAGGUGAUAAAGCCGGCUGUGAAUGGGAUUCUGAACAUAAUGAGGUCAUGUCUCAAGGCAAAGACAGUUCGAAGGGUGGUAUUCACUUCAUCUGCUGGUGCUGUUGCCAGACGAGAGAAGCAGCUGCCCAUAUACGAUGAGACUUCAUGGAGUGACUUGGAAUUUAUGAGGAAAAAGAAGAUGACUGGAUGGAUGUACUUUGUCUCCAAGACAUUAUCAGAGAAAGCAGCAUUAGAAUUUGCCGAGCAGAACAACAUAGACUUAAUCACCAUUAUACCAACCCUUGUGGUUGGACCAUUUAUCACGCCUUGGAUGCCUCCUAGCAUGAUAACAGCUUUUGCACUAAUCACUGGAAAUGAAGCUCAUUACUCAAUUCUGAGGCAAGUUAAAUUUGUGCACUUGGAUGACCUCUGCAAUGCACAUAUCUUCUUGUUUGAGCACGCUGAAGCAAAGGGAAGAUACAUUUGCUCCUCUUAUAAUACCAACAUCAUUGAGCUCGCAAAAAUGUUACGAGAUCGAUUCCCUGAGUACAACAUCCCAACUAAGUUCAACUUCCCAGGUGAAAGCUUGGAAGUCGUUGUUUUCUCCUCUAAAAAGCUUACAGAUCUUGGAUUUGAGUUCAAGUACAACUUAGAAGAGAUGUACAAGGGAGCCAUUGAAUCAGCUAAGGAGAAGGGAUUGCUUCCCCUUGCUAAUCCAAACCCAAGUCAAUAACACUAGCUGGAACGCUAAAUCGAAAUGUGUGGAAGCUGG
Molecule: messenger RNA, 1103 nt
Organism: Telopea speciosissima
Lineage: Eukaryota; Viridiplantae; Streptophyta; Magnoliopsida; Proteales; Proteaceae
Product: dihydroflavonol 4-reductase-like
Exons: 7
Coding region: 45-1064 (339 amino acids)
Molecular function (GO): oxidoreductase activity, acting on the CH-OH group of donors, NAD or NADP as acceptor
Source: RefSeq, a predicted model, not a curated record